This is a messenger RNA of Cuscuta campestris, 218 nucleotides long. The record is from the annotation of a GenBank genome assembly. Lineage: Eukaryota; Viridiplantae; Streptophyta; Magnoliopsida; Solanales; Convolvulaceae.
AAACCUGGUGGAAUUAUUGCUCUGCUGGAUGAGGCCUGCAUGUUCCCAAGGUCGACACAUGAGACCUUCGCUGAAAAGCUUUAUCAGACCUUCUGAGACAACAAACGCUUCAACAAGCCAAAGCUAUCACGGACUGACUUCACUAUUGUCCAUUAUGCUGGUGAGGUCACAUACCAAACUGAGUUAUUCUUGGAUAAGAACAAAGACUAUGUCAUUGC